Molecule: messenger RNA, 1248 nt
Organism: Linum tenue
Lineage: Eukaryota; Viridiplantae; Streptophyta; Magnoliopsida; Malpighiales; Linaceae
Source: the annotation of a GenBank genome assembly
GAGUGCUCUGCCUCCAAUCUCCAUUUCAACAAAUCCCCUGGUUGCCUGUUACUCACUCUCUUCUCCCUUCUACCAUUAAACUUAUCAGUUUCUAAUCUCCUUUUGUACCACUAACUCUUUAGCUCUUGCCCAUUACACUAUAGUUACAGAACGUUACACAUAGAUAUGGAAGAUCUGUACACAGAUCAUGGUGAUGAUAAUGGAGAUCAAGCUGCUGCAGAAGGACUGCUACUUCCAGAAGCAGGGGAUCACGAUCAAGUUGAGGAAGAAGAUGACAGGAAUAUGAUCAAGUGGCAGAUUGCAGGCCACCCACUCUACCCAAGCUUAGUUUCUGCUCACAUCGACUGCCAGAAAGUGGGUGCUCCUCCAGAAGUUGUCUCUCUUCUUGAAGAGAUCAUGGAUAUGAGAUCAUCAUCAUCAUCAUCUUCAUCAACAGCAGCACACAACUCAUCAUCUUGCAGCAACAAUGUUGAUCACCACAUCAUGAUGAUCAAUGAUCAUACGAUCGGAGGAGCUCCUGACCGCGAUCCUGAACUCGAUCGCUUCAUGGAGUCAUAUUGUGAACUCCUUCAUAGUUACAAGGAGGAAUUGAGCAAGCCAUUUCAAGAGGCAACAAGCUUCUUGACCACCAUGGAAUCCCAACUCACCAAUCUUUGCAAACUCACUUCCAAAGCCUUGGCUGCUGCAGUCUCCUCCUCCUCCCAAUCAGCUGCAAAUGAUCAUGAUCAAGGGCAAGAGGAGCACGCAGAGAGCAGCCAUAAUUACUACCAGGAACAACAACCAUUAGGCGGCGGCAGCAGCCGGCGAGAGCUGAGGGAAAUGCUGCAAAGGAAGUACAGCGGCUACUUGAGCAAUCUGAGGAAAGAGUUCAUGAAGAAGAGAAAGCCAGGCAAGCUCCCCAAGGAUGCCACGGCCGCACUCUUGGAAUGGUGGACUCAACACCGCAGAUGGCCAUAUCCCACCGAAGAAGAGAAAGUGAAGCUGUCAGAGACGACGGGGUUGGACCAGAAGCAGAUCAACAACUGGUUCAUAAACCAGCGGAAGCGCCAUUGGAGGCCAUCCCAGGAUUCGAGCUCCAGGGUUGCUCUCGUCCCACACCCGAGGUGAAGGAAAUGGACCUUCAACCUUCACUGCAACGUUGGGCCCUGGCCCAAUAUUGCUCGAAGACUAUGUCCAGCUGCAGGCCCAUCGGUUGAAAGAGAGAAGUUCGAUUGGUGAUUAAAGAUUGUAAUUGAUUGGGUCAGGUGG